CCUGUCAUCUGUAGUUUCUCACUUCCGGAGGGUGGGGCUUUUGUUGCGGGAGCGGUUUGUGUUUGGGUGACCGAUGCCUCGGUGUUCCCAGUCAAUGCAGUCGUCAAGAUAGCAUCCACCGAGGGCUGAGAGGCGAAUCCUUCCGUGGUGGUGUCAGGGUGAGCGUGUUUGGGCGGCGAGACGUGUAUCCGUGUGUGUGUGUGUGCAUGUGUGUGAGAGUGUGAGAGAGACGCAGAAGAAGAAUCCAGCGAUGGCGACCGGCAAAAGUAAAAACCAGAGCUCCCUGGUGCUGCACAAGGUGAUAAUGGUGGGCAGCGGCGGUGUGGGGAAGUCGGCCCUCACCCUGCAGUUCAUGUAUGAUGAGUUUGUGGAGGACUACGAGCCCACCAAGGCAGACAGCUACAGGAAGAAGGUGGUUCUGGACGGGGAAGAGGUCCAGAUCGACAUUCUGGACACAGCGGGCCAGGAGGACUACGCCGCCAUCAGGGACAACUACUUCCGCAGUGGGGAGGGCUUCCUACUGGUCUUCUCCAUCACAGAGCACGAGUCCUUCACUGCCACUGUUGAGUUCAGGGAGCAGAUCCUUCGGGUGAAGGCGGAAGAGGACAAAAUCCCUCUCCUGCUAGUCGGGAACAAGUCCGACCUAGAGGAGCGGCGGCAGGUGUCCGUGGAAGAGGCCCGCGGGAAAGCCGAAGAGUGGGGCGUCCAGUACGUUGAGACGUCGGCCAAAACCAGAGCUAACGUGGACAAGGUAUUCUUCGACCUGAUGCGCGAAGUACGAGGCAAGAAAAUGUCAGAAAACAAAGACAAAAAUGGGAAAGGAAAGAACAAGAAGAACAAGAAGAGUUUCAGAGAGAGGUGCUGUUUACUUUGAACUCUUUCAUGGACCUUAACCCCCCUCCCCCCCCACCACCACCAACUGCCAUACAGCUGCGGAGUUGGGGAACAAAGCCGAGCGUCCUUGCGAUUGUCAUUUAACCUUGUUUUAAUAGCUGGUUAUAGUUAUGUGUCUAGAAUGGUCUCAACCACUUUUAUUUGUCUGUUUGCAAUUUUUUAACUGAUGAAAUCUGAGUUGCUGUUUUCAUCGGAGGAUAACCACUGUUGUGACUGUGACUCGGGACCGCAGUGCUCAAUGGCUCACGGCGAAGCCAGUGACCAAACUGCCUCUGACACUAACUCUGCUGCACCACUGAUGAACUCAGCGAUCAUACUGCCUCCAACUUCCGGCUCAGUGUGUUUUUACACCAGAAUUGUUUGAGUCUUUGUCAAGUCAAACAGUGCUCUUAAUUUCUUUACCUGCUCUAAAACUUUAAUCUGCAUAUACGUCAUCUUGGCGUAGACCCCUUCAGUCUAUGUUUAUCAGUUUAGAACUCUAACGCUGGUGUCCGUUAUAUGUGUAAUCCUUCAUGAUGACAGCGUCCCGUCUGUUUCGUUGGCCUCAUUCAGAAUUCCACCUCUGCGACUUCAGAGCACGUUUGGUAUAUCUGUUGAAACUGAAAAAUGUUGUUCAUUUUUUGAGGCUGCUAUUUUCAGUUGCACUCUCCAGUUCUCAGAAUGAUUUGUGUUUUUUUGACCACAGAAGAAUCAUUCUGUGCAAUCAGAAGAUUUGUUGCCAAACGGUGUUCAUUAAUUACAUCGCUAUGUCUUACCUGAAGGACCACAAAUCGGUCAGAAGAUAUUUGCUGCAAAUUAAAGUCUUUAAUGAAGCGCAGAAAAAUCCAUAAAAUCUGAGAGAUACUCUCACGCGUGUUACAGGAUCACCAUCUUGUAACGUUACCACGCGUAUGUUGUAGGUUCAUGAGCGGUGACUGAGAGGGCAGGGCGGACUUGUUUUUCUUCGCGGUGCUCUGCCAUGUUCAUGCAGUCAGGCCCUUUCCCCCCUUCUCGGGCAGCGGAUCACUUCCUGUUUCAUGUGACUGUUGAGGUUUUGGAGUCUUGGCUGGUUCUGUGCCGUGAGACAAGUGUUGACAAUCCAGGAAGCCGCCAUGCUUCUGGUCCACGAUGUCCCCCCCCCCCCGGGUCUUUUGAAUGAAAUGCACUACAUUGCCCAUACCUAAGAAGUGGACUUCAUGAUGAAUGGUGUCAACGCUGGAGAUUUUAAAAACUAAUUGUGCCAACAAAAAUGACAACAAAAAAAUAUCAUACCAUUUUAAUGGAUGUACAGUAUGUAUAUUAUAUCUUGGUGUAUGUGCAUUUACCAGAGAAAACCCCUUGCUCCCUCUCUGUCUGUGCGAGUGACGCUUUGAUGAGGGUGCCAACUUCUGAACUGUUGUUUAAUCAAGUGCUACAGUGAACAAGAUGUUUCUACCACUGCCUAAACCAUUCUUUGUAACGUCCUUUUUAUUUUCUCUUACUUGUUACUACUGUGAGUACGCUUCUAUCUCCCUGCAAGGAGACCGUUGCCGAAUAAAUGCUUUUUUUUCUUCUUUGUAA
Molecule: messenger RNA, 2433 nt
Organism: Scophthalmus maximus (turbot)
Lineage: Eukaryota; Metazoa; Chordata; Actinopteri; Pleuronectiformes; Scophthalmidae
Gene: ralba
Product: v-ral simian leukemia viral oncogene homolog Ba (ras related)
Exons: 5
Coding region: 251-874 (207 amino acids)
Biological process (GO): Ras protein signal transduction
Cellular component (GO): plasma membrane
Molecular function (GO): GTP binding; GDP binding; GTPase activity
Source: RefSeq, a predicted model, not a curated record